GUGAAUAUUUUAAACAUUCUAUAUUAGCCUAAACUUAAUUAAAUAAAAAACAAGCUGUCCAGGGAUUUGCAUAAUUGCAUUGAAGCUUCAUGAUAGGACAAAACUACUGACUGAAAUUAUUAUUAUUUCAUUCAUAUCACAUGGAAUAUUAUCAAUUAGCAGAAGCAUUAUUUUUAAUUAAUUUAGGUGAUGUGCAAAUUAAUUUGUAUAUAUGUGUAUCUUUAACUUUGACAAGGUAGAUUUAACUUAAAAUCUGAGAUUUAGACAAAAGCAUAAGAAAAAUGGGAGUGAUGAAGAUCAACACAAAUGAAGCAGAGUAUGAAAGAAUGGCUGAACUACAAGCCUUUGAUAAGACGAAAGCCGGUGUUAAGGGACUAGUCGAUGCAGGUAUAACCAAAGUACCAAGAAUGUUUGUACAACCAUCAAAGAUUGAAGAUUUGAGAAGUCACAACAACAACAAGUUCAUCAAGUUUCCAAUAAUUGAUCUUGAUGGCAUCAUGGAAGAUCCGAUCAAACGAAAGAACAUAGUCCAAGAAGUUGGCCAUGCAUCCGAGAGUUGGGGUUUCUUUCAAGUGAUCAAUCAUGGGAUUCCUAGUCAUGUUAUGGAUGCAAUGAAAGACGGUGUUACCAGGUUCUUUGAGCAAGAUACUGAGGUGAAGAGGCAGUGGUAUACGCGAGACUUGACAAAAGAGUUCACAUUUAACAGCAAUUUUGAUCUGUUUAGAGCACCAGUAACCAACUGGAGGGACACUUUUCGUGCCACUAUAGCUCCUAUACCUCCAAAGCCCGAACAACUUCCUUCUGUCUGCAGGGAUAUUCUCCUUGAGUACACGAACCAAGUGAUGACAUUAGGUGACACUCUAUUUGAACUAGUGUCCGAGGCUAUUGGCCUAGAACCAAAUCACCUCAAGGAUAUGGGUUGUGCAGAGGGGCUUCUUGCUAUAGGCCAAUAUUAUCCAGCAUGUCCACAACCUGAACUUACUCUAGGCACCAGUAAGCAUGCUGACAACGACUUCCUCACCGUGCUUCUCCAAGACAACAUAGGCGGUCUCCAAGUCCUACAUCAGAACCAUUGGGUAGAUGUUCCCCCUACUCCCGGAGCACUCGUGGUCAAUAUAGGAGAUCUUCUACAGGAGAGAAAUCUAUACAAAUUCUAA
Messenger RNA from Solanum tuberosum (potato), 1157 nucleotides. RefSeq names its product 1-aminocyclopropane-1-carboxylate oxidase homolog 1-like. Bases 282 to 1157 code for a protein of 291 amino acids. The record is from RefSeq and is a predicted model, not a curated record. Lineage: Eukaryota; Viridiplantae; Streptophyta; Magnoliopsida; Solanales; Solanaceae. The transcript has 3 exons.